Molecule: messenger RNA, 540 nt
Organism: Saprolegnia diclina VS20
Lineage: Eukaryota; Oomycota; Saprolegniomycetes; Saprolegniales; Saprolegniaceae
Exons: 6
Coding region: 1-540 (179 amino acids)
Molecular function (GO): protein binding
Source: RefSeq, a predicted model, not a curated record
AUGCAGCGUGGGGACACGACGGGCUCUGCCAGCGACGACGACAUGAGCUUGGACGGCUUGACGCUCAUCGAGCUCAUGACCAAAGGCAAAGAGAACGAAGUGCUCUGGCGCCUCCGCACGCCCGGCACCAUCACCGACGACGACCUCACGACCCUCGACGGGGAUGGCGACUCGGUGCUCUCGAUGGCAGCGCUCUCGGGCUCGUUGCCCGUCGUCCAAGCGCUUGUGGAGCUGACGCCGUAUCAGCGCAUUCCCAACUUUGCAUGGGUGACCAUGCAGCGAGCGGUCGCCUACAACCAUCUCCCGGUCGUAACGUACCUCUGGGCCGUCCUCGCGGACCCGUUGGAGCUCGUGUCGCCGACAAACGGCAACACGCUCUUGCACCACGCGGCAGACCACAGCGCCAUGGGCGUGCUUCGCUGGCUCGUCCCGCGCUUCUCGUCCGUUGACGUCACCAACAAUGACGGCGAGACGCCGUUUCUGGUCGCCGUGUCCAACGCCGACUAUACAUGCGCGGCCGUGCUUGCGGCGUACCCUUGA